This is a messenger RNA of Dermacentor silvarum, 795 nucleotides long. RefSeq lists its product as uncharacterized. The transcript has 3 exons. NCBI's taxonomy places the organism in Eukaryota, Metazoa, Arthropoda, Arachnida, Ixodida, Ixodidae. The coding region runs from base 1 to 795 and encodes 264 amino acids. The record is from RefSeq and is a predicted model, not a curated record.
AUGCGCAGCCAAAAGUCCCUGCGCGAAGGCACGGCAAGCAGCCUGGGUCCCCAGAGGGACAGCGCUGGCAGCUCCAGAAGAAACAGCAGAGGUGACAGCGACCCUUCGGCUGGCGGAGAAUCGACGACCACAACGACGGGCUCCUCGGCACCUCUGGUGACGACCGCCAGGUUGCGUGAGGAUCGCCGCUCAGUCUCACGCCUGAUGAUCGCGCUGGCCAUUUUCUCCGUGGUCUCCUCCACCGCUAUAGCUCUCUCGCUGAUAGUGCACGCACGAUUCGACAGCAGGCUGCUCGCAAGCGACAGUCACGGGGGCGACGCCUCUGACACGACGCCGAAGCUGGAGACCAGCUCUGUGCCGUUCGGAGACAGCACCGGUGCCAAGAAGCACAAGCCCGUGCGCCACAAGUCAACACCAGCCCGAAAGAAUGAUCCCAGACAAGCCUCGACUCAAAAGCAGCCGCACUUCUCUAUUGAGACCCAUGCGCCUUCGUCUGUCGGGGCGAAUUCGUCUGGAAGAGAGAAUAAUCGUUCCACCGGCGAGUCGCUACGCAAGACAGAGUCCGCCAGCCAGGCUGGCUCCAAUCGGGCUAAGAUUACCAGUCCCAGCUAUACCACCAGCUCGGUCAACGCCACCAGCUCGGCUGACCACAUAGGCUCGGUCUACACUAUCAGCUCAGCUAGCAAGGAACAGGCGACGAGCGGCAUCAGCUCCCGUGACGCAGUUAUCGACACGAACAAUAUUGGGAAAGAGAAAGUGUCGUCCGAUGCUUCGAGCAGGGCGACGCUCAGGUAA